Messenger RNA from Penicillium soppii, 1446 nucleotides. RefSeq lists its product as uncharacterized. Gene Ontology annotation, biological process: transmembrane transport. Gene Ontology annotation, cellular component: membrane. The record is from RefSeq and is a predicted model, not a curated record. Gene Ontology annotation, molecular function: transmembrane transporter activity. Lineage: Eukaryota; Fungi; Ascomycota; Eurotiomycetes; Eurotiales; Aspergillaceae. The transcript is spliced from 8 exons. The coding region runs from base 1 to 1446 and encodes 481 amino acids.
AUGGACAGCAACGCCAAGAAGAAGACUGAAAAUGUCAGCCUAUCUGCCUAUCAGGAUGAAGGCGAAGGCGAUGUCACAAAACUACUCGCCUUUGACAAUAUUGUCAAUGGCUGCAGUACUGAUGGCAACAUGGGAAGCAUUGUCAAGGUAGGAUAUUCACAGAUCGUUACACCGAAUAGUGCCGAUGCUGAUCCAACGGUGGAUAGUACAAUGGUGUCGGGGCUGGUUAGCGGAGGACCAGUAUCUCUAUUCUAUGGAUUUAUCGUCGCUUUCAUCGGCUCUGUAUCGACAGCGGCAUCGUUGGGCGAAAUGACCUCAAUGUACCCUACUGCCGGUGGACAGUAUCACUUUAUUGCAAAACUUGCUCCGACCGGUUGGCAAUAUGUACUCAGCUGGUUUACAGGCUGGAUAGGAACCUUUGGCUGGGUCGCAUUUACAGCCAGUGCCCCCUUUUUAGCAGCAACCAUGGUCCAAGGCCUUAUAACCCUAAAUGUCGAAUCUUAUAUUUCCCACCGUUGGCACGGAACAUUGAUAUACUGGGCCCUUCUGCUAGCGUCAAGCGGGAUGAACAUUUGGGGGACUAGACUGAUGGCUCUGGUUGAGAACGCUUCUCUCAUCAUCCACGUGGUCGCUUUUGCUGUGAUCUUCGUGGUGAUGUGGAAUAACUCCGGGUGGGAAAGUGAUGGCGUGUCAUGGAGUAUCGGGAUGCUUUCAAGUUGCUAUGUUCUAGCUGGAUACGAUGGUGCGAUCCAUCUGUGCGAGGAAGUGCGGACGCCAGAGAUUUCUGUUCCUUGGUGUAUGCUAGGCUCGCUUGGAAUCAACGGUAUCUUGGGUUUCGCCUUUCUUUUGGCAAUCCUCUUUUGCAUGGGAGAUAUGGAUGCCGCACUCAACUCCACUACCGGAUUCCCGAUUAUUGAGAUCUUUCACAGUAUCACCGGUAGUUCUGCUGCUGCCACCGCUAUGACCUGUACUCUCAUUCUCACGGCAGGAUUGGCUACAAUUCCGCUAAUGGCAUCUACAUCCCGAAUGCUUUGGUGCUUGGCUCGAGACAAAGUUGUUUCGGCCUUCCUCGUCAUUCUCGGUUUGGUCAACAUUGGCUCAACUACGGCUUUCAACGCGAUUCUCUCCCUGGCCGUAUUCGGACUUCAUAUUUCUUAUUUACUCCCGGUUGGAUUUAUGCUAUGGCGCCGUUUGUGUACACCGGAAGUUUUGAGCUAUGGGCCAUGGAGGCUUAAGGGAUUUGGUGUGAUUGCCAACACUAUCUCUGUUGUUUAUUUGUGUUUUACGUGCAUUUUCAUGCUUUUCCCAUCAUACCAACCCGUUACAGCCAUGAACAUGAACUACGCAUCUCUGAUCUUUGGAGCAGUUCUGAUUUUCAGUUUGAUUUACUGGGCCUGGAAAGGUCGCAAGGUAUACAAAGGGCCAAUUAUGGAGAACUCCCUCUAG